CAACUAAAAGGGUCAAGUGCCAAACCUGAUGCCUGCGUGCCUGUAUGCCAAAGAUGCAAAGCUAAAGUCAACAAAAUUAACCUUGUAAGCGUAGCUCUAGCUCAACAGCCCUACGGAAAAUCCUUUGUUGCGUCUUUCACUCUUUCCAGUCUUCUCAGACCAUUGGGACUCUCUCCUCCUAAUCUCACUUGAUACUAUCAACAGCUAGAGUUAAAACCCCCUAAAACCCAUCAAUUAAAUAAAGGGAGACGGAAUUUGAUUUUGAAUUGAAGAGUAAAAAAGAAAAAUAAUAGAGGAGUUUUGGUAUCUUGUAGAUGGUCUCCAAGUAAUGGGUGCCACGGGUUCCAAGCUCGAGAAGGCCCUCGGAGACCAGUUUCCUGAAGGAGAACGCUAUUUUGGCCUUGAAAAUUUUGGGAAUACUUGCUAUUGCAACAGUGUCUUGCAGGCGUUAUACUUCUGUGUACCAUUUAGGGAACAACUUUUAGAGUAUUAUGCAAAUGGGAAAACUCUAGGGGAAGCAGAAGAAAAUCUCUUGACUUGUUUGGCAGAAUUGUUCUCGCAGAUAAGUUCACAAAAGAAGAAAACAGGGGUCAUUGCACCAAAGCGUUUUGUUCAGAGAGUGAGAAAACAAAAUGAACUUUUCCGUGGCUACAUGCAUCAGGAUGCCCAUGAAUUUUUGAACUUCUUGCUCAAUGAACUUGUUGAUAUACUGGAGAAAGAGUCGCAAGCAGCAAAAUGUCCACCAUCUCAGGAAAGGAUUGCUAAUGGGCAGAAUAAUGCUCAGUCAAAUGGUGUCAAGGAGCCACUGGUUACCUGGGUACACAAGAAUUUUCAGGGAAUACUUACCAAUGAGACAAGGUGUCUAAGGUGUGAGACGGUUACAGCAAGGGAUGAGACAUUCUUUGACUUGAGCCUUGAUAUUGAACAGAAUAGUUCUAUCACUAGCUGUCUCAAAAACUUCAGUUCCACAGAAACCUUGAAUGCGGAGGAUAAGUUUUUCUGUGACAAGUGCAGUAGCCUGCAAGAGGCUCAAAAGAGGAUGAAGAUUAAAAAGCCACCUCAAAUUCUAGUCAUCCAUCUGAAGCGUUUCAAAUACAUGGAACAACUUGGUCGAUACAAGAAGUUGUCCUAUCGCGUAGUGUUCCCUCUAGAGCUGAAACUGAGCAACACUGUGGAAAACGCCGAUUCUGAAUACUCUUUGUUUGCUGUUGUCGUUCAUGUGGGGAGUGGGCCCAACCAUGGGCAUUAUGUUAGUCUUGUAAAAAGCCACAACCACUGGUUGUUUUUUGAUGAUGAAAAUGUGGAGAUGAUUGAUGAGUCGGCUGUUCAGACUUUCUUUGGAUCUGCUCAGGAGUACUCAAGCAAUACGGAUCAUGGAUACAUCCUCUUCUAUGAGUGCCUUUCUUCAGAUGAGAAGAGCUGAUGAAAGGGCAUCUAAUCAAGUGACUAUAUACUUUUGCCGUUUUAUAGCAAAGUGUUUUCUGUCCUCUACUCAUUUGAUCUCCUUUUGUUACCCAUCACGCUCAAUCGGCUCAGAGACUAGAUGCUUGUAGAGUGGAUGUUCGAUGUAUACCGGACAACUAUUUGUCGCAAUAAAAACAAGUGCAAAUCUUGAUACAGGAAUA
This is a messenger RNA of Coffea arabica (coffee), 1625 nucleotides long. RefSeq names its product ubiquitin carboxyl-terminal hydrolase 3-like. Gene Ontology annotation, biological process: protein deubiquitination. Gene Ontology annotation, cellular component: nucleus; cytosol. The record is from RefSeq and is a predicted model, not a curated record. Gene Ontology annotation, molecular function: cysteine-type deubiquitinase activity. NCBI's taxonomy places the organism in Eukaryota, Viridiplantae, Streptophyta, Magnoliopsida, Gentianales, Rubiaceae.